Molecule: messenger RNA, 456 nt
Organism: Histoplasma capsulatum G186AR
Lineage: Eukaryota; Fungi; Ascomycota; Eurotiomycetes; Onygenales; Ajellomycetaceae
Exons: 3
Coding region: 1-456 (151 amino acids)
Source: RefSeq, a predicted model, not a curated record
AUGGCCGCCCUUGUCUUCUCCUUCUUCUGGUGUCCUUGUUGCGAGUGCGGCUUGCCCGUGUGGUACAGUAUACACACAUUUCAGCAGCAAUCGCAAGGAUUCCAACCCCCCUCCCCCCUCCCCCUUUUGCGCGCGGAAGCUGAUUCGCUCCCGACAGCUGCAGCAUGUAUCUCAAAAUACUCAGCCCACCAAGUCCAGAGCGAAAGAAAAAGCAAAAAAGCAGGGCGGACAUGGGAUGCGCAUCGAAUCAGGAUGCAUACUUCAGAUUUCCUUCCCUGGCUCCCCUCCCUGUCCCUCCAGGAUCUUCCAACACCACCACGUUCAAAACACGGCCUUGGAACGCCUCCAAAGAGUCUCAGUAACUCAGGCCACAGCACUUUCUUCCUCCAGCGACCACUUCAUACCCAACCCGUCAUUGCCGAGCAUCCUCUGUUUCCAUAUUGGUCCAUGACGUGA